Molecule: messenger RNA, 339 nt
Organism: Amoebophrya sp. A25
Lineage: Eukaryota; Dinophyceae; Syndiniales; Amoebophryaceae
Source: the annotation of a GenBank genome assembly
AGCAGAACCGGUGAAGAGGGAGAUGAAAGAGCAAAUAGUGCAACGACAAGCGGCAUAUCAUCAUCCAGUGUUGGAGUCGCUUCUGCGUUGUUCACCCCGACUAGCGAAGAACUCGCCAGAGAGCUCCGCGAGUUCUCCACAGGUCGACGAAUUUUCUUAGACCGCGUUUGGUCUUUCGCCGAAGUCCAUGACCGCUUUGAAUUCCCGAAGGAAGAGGUAGCGACAUUUUUACACUAUACGACAGGAGGAGGACGCUAUGGGGGUAAUGCUAGUGACAACCAGAAUAACCGCGGUGGGAGGAGUGGAGAUGAUGCAACUCCUACUUAUCCAACUUCUGGC